AUGAGCGAAACAAUUAAAGUUGGUGCCGUGCAGGCAGAGCCCGCCUGGCUUGACUUGCCGGAAUCUGUCAAGAAAGUUACAUCUCUGGUUGAAAAGGCUGGGAAAGACGGAGUGAAUGUCUUGGGAUUCCCAGAGCUCUUUGUGCCAGGAUAUCCAUGGAGCAUCUGGACUGAGCCGUACCUUAACAAUACGGGCAUGUUCCACGAGUAUAUGGCCAAUUCUCUUGUCAAAGAGUCGCCUGAAAUGGACCAAAUCCGCGAAGCUGUUAAAAAAGCAGGCAUCUUCAUCGUUUUGGGCUACUCCGAGAGAGAUGGUGAUAGUUUGUACAUUGCGCAAUCUUUCAUUGAUCCUACUGGUACAAUUGCGCUGCACCGCCGGAAAAUUAAGCCGACUGGUGCCGAGCGCGCAAUUUGGGGAGAGGGACACGGCGAAGAGACUCUUAUCAACGUUGCGGACAGUCCCUUUGGCAGGAUCGGCGCUCUCAACUGCUGGGAACACUUCCAGCCUUUGCUGCGUUAUCACGAGUACAGCCAGGGUGUUGAUAUUCACAUCGCAGGCUGGCCCCCGUUCUUUGCCAAGCCGGAAAACAUACCUACUCUUUACACCUCAACGGGCGAGGGAGAUCGCCUUGCCUGUCAAUUCAUGGCCAUGGAAGGAGCCUGCUUUGUCGUUGUCAGUACCCAAGUAAUGAGCGACAAAGGCAGGGAAAAGUUGAAGCUGGUUGGCAGCCCGCAUGUGCGGACGCCUGGAGGAGGCUUCGCCAUGAUAUUUGGGCCUGAUGGAACGCCGCUGGUUGACCCUAUGGAUCCGGGAGAAGAGGGUAUUCUGACGGCAGAGAUUCAGCUGAGCACCAUUGACUAUGCAAAGCAAAUGCUUGAUGUCGUCGGACAUUACUCUAGGCCCGAUUUGCUGAGUCUAAACGUGAAUCUGAAGACGGCAAAGCCAGUGCACUACGCAUAG
Molecule: messenger RNA, 960 nt
Organism: Trichoderma atroviride IMI 206040
Lineage: Eukaryota; Fungi; Ascomycota; Sordariomycetes; Hypocreales; Hypocreaceae
Molecular function (GO): catalytic activity
Source: RefSeq, a predicted model, not a curated record